This is a messenger RNA of Nicotiana attenuata, 831 nucleotides long. RefSeq lists its product as uncharacterized. Lineage: Eukaryota; Viridiplantae; Streptophyta; Magnoliopsida; Solanales; Solanaceae. The record is from RefSeq and is a predicted model, not a curated record. The transcript is spliced from 5 exons. Bases 1 to 831 code for a protein of 276 amino acids.
AUGUCGGGAACCAAAUCCGACGCACAAACAGAUGUUAUCAAGGAUCCCGACAUCGUGGAAGCCGUUGAGUCGACAAUAGAAGAUUUCGAUCUCGUCCAACUAAACAACAGCGACAGAACAAAAAAGGCUUACAUCGGGCACAAUCUCUCAGAACCAGAUAUGCCGGGCAUACCGAAAGACAUCGCUACACACAAGUUGAAUGUCGACCCGCUCUAUCCACCAGUACGGCAAAUAAGAAGGAAAUUCAAUACCGCAAUCAACGAGGCCGUGCAAAAGCUGACUGGCCGGAUAGACGCCUUGUCGAGAUUCAUCUCACGGUCAUCCGAUAGAUGCCACAAGUUUUUCAAUGAGCUAAUAAAAGACAACGGGCUCCAGUGCAAUUCAGAAUUUAUCGAGGCCCUCAGAGAGCUAAAGACAUACUUGUCCUCGCCCCCACUACUCGCUAAAGCAGAACCAGGCGAGCGCCUCCUAGUAUACCUGCCCGUUUCAGAAGUCGCGAUACCUCGGGCGCAAAACAUCGAAGCAGAUGGCCUUGCCAAACUGGAAGCAGCAACCAGGAAUAUCACCAAGGAGAAUGUGGUCACCCUCCUUCACUCAUCAAUAGACCAACUUGAGAGAACGUUCGGAGGCCCCUUGGCUAAAUGCCUAGGGCCGAAUCAGAAGAGGCGCGUGCUCGAAGAAGUAUACGAAGGCCAUUGCGGUGCUCAUACAGGCAGCAGAGCCCUAAUCAGAGGCCUUAUUCGGGGAGGAUACUACUGGCCCACCAUGAAUAAGGAAGCCGCAGAUUAUGUCAAAAAAGAUGCGAACAAUGCCAGAAAUAUGCACCUAUGA